CUGAACUUCUCGCGUUAACUCUCUCGGGCAGGACGGUUGUCUACGGAAAACACACAACCGGGACUUGAACCGGAGCUCUCUUCUCAUCUUGGUCUGUGCGUGUAUCGUUAACACUGGUUUUCGACAACUGCCUUGGGUCUCACUGUCAGUCAAUGCUGAAUAGCCCUUGAUUUUUCAUGCAGUAUUUCUCAGAUGCACCCGCAGUUGUCCGAUAAAAGAAUAGUCUGUAGAGAAUUCAUCCAGGCACUAGAUGCAUGUCAUGUUAAUAGCUGGGCGCGACUGACCGGUGGUUGCAAUCAAGAAAAGGACAGCCUUAACAAGUGCCUUCGAAAAGAGCGCAUCGAGCGCUCGACUCGUAACCGCGCCCAGGCCAAAGAGAAACGUUUGAAAACUGAACAGGCUUGGAGGGAACUGCAUCAGGAUGAUUGAACUCUAGUCGUCCCUACCCACCACACCUCUCACGUAGUCGACAUACGCAUGCUGUUUUCUGAUGUCAUUAAAUUUGUCUCACAAGAAGCUUGGCC
This is a messenger RNA of Suillus subalutaceus, 524 nucleotides long. RefSeq lists its product as uncharacterized. Gene Ontology annotation, molecular function: DNA-binding transcription factor activity. Gene Ontology annotation, biological process: regulation of DNA-templated transcription. The record is from RefSeq and is a predicted model, not a curated record. NCBI's taxonomy places the organism in Eukaryota, Fungi, Basidiomycota, Agaricomycetes, Boletales, Suillaceae. The annotation marks the transcript as partial. The transcript is spliced from 3 exons.